Bipolaris oryzae ATCC 44560 is the source of this 1146-nucleotide messenger RNA. Its product is annotated as glycoside hydrolase family 28 protein. NCBI's taxonomy places the organism in Eukaryota, Fungi, Ascomycota, Dothideomycetes, Pleosporales, Pleosporaceae. Gene Ontology annotation, cellular component: extracellular region. The record is from RefSeq and is a predicted model, not a curated record. Gene Ontology annotation, biological process: pectin catabolic process. The transcript has 4 exons. The coding region runs from base 1 to 1146 and encodes 381 amino acids. Gene Ontology annotation, molecular function: polygalacturonase activity.
AUGUCUGCUAUAAACCUCAGUGUUCUUCUCUCCGUUCUCGCCACAUUCGCGAACGCGGCGCCUGCAACAGAAGCCAGCUCGGAAUCCCACUCCAAUGCUGCGAUUUAUAAGCGUGCAAGCCCCUGCAGCUUCUCUGGUACCAUAGACCCCGCCGCUGUGGCUAGCCAGUUGCCGACAUGUUCCUCCGUCACCCUGAAUGCUGUCAAUGUUCCUGCCGGCAAGACUCUGGAUCUCUCUAAACUGGCUGACGGCACAUCUGUCAAUUUUGUGGGGACCUCAACUUGGGGCGUUCAGAAGGGUUUUGCUGGGCCUCUGCUUAGUAUCGGUGGUAACAACAUCAUUGUCACUGGCUCUGCGGGCGCCAAGCUCGACGGUCAGGGCACACAGUAUUGGGACGGGCAAGGCAGCAACGGACCAACCCCUAAGCCAAAGUUUCUGUCUGCCCAUAACCUCCUUGGAAAGUCUCAGAUCAACAAUCUCUACCUCUUGAACACGCCGGUUCAAGCUGUAAGCAUCAACGGCUGCAAUGGGCUUUCAAUCACUGGCAUGACUAUCGACAACUCGGCCAGUGAUAGUCUGCCGGCUAGCCAGGCGGCCCACAAUACUGAUGGCUUCGACAUUGGCUCUAGCACGAAUAUUCUUAUUGAUCAAGCCGUAGUGCUCAAUCAGGAUGACUGCGUGGCUAUCAACUCUGGGACGGGCAUCACUUUCCAGAAUGGACAGUGCACUGGUGGUCACGGUCUCUCUGUUGGCUCCGUGGGUCACGGUAGUACAACUACCAGCAAUACAGUCAGCAACGUCAAGUUCCUCAGCACUACCGUCAAAAACUCCGCAAAUGGCAUUCGCGUGAAGUCAUUCUUCGAUGGCAAGGGCACGAUCGAUCAGGUGACUUACAGCGGUAUUACUUUACAAGGAAUUUCUCGCUAUGGUAUUCUCAUCGAGCAGAAUUAUGACGGCGGAGAUCUCUCAAAGACCCAUGCACCUGGCGCGGGUGUUCCUAUCACCGGUCUCACUAUCGAUAAUAUCAUUGGUGGAGGUUCGGUAGCCGCAAGUGGAACCAACGUUGCCAUUGCGUGCGCGAACUGCACCGGAUGGACCUGGGGCUCUAGUGUCAGCGUCACCGGCGGAAGAGAGAUAGACAAGUAA